This is a messenger RNA of Xyrauchen texanus (razorback sucker), 1128 nucleotides long. RefSeq names its product chromatin accessibility complex protein 1-like. Lineage: Eukaryota; Metazoa; Chordata; Actinopteri; Cypriniformes; Catostomidae. The transcript is spliced from 3 exons. Gene Ontology annotation, cellular component: nucleus; CHRAC. Gene Ontology annotation, molecular function: protein heterodimerization activity. Bases 11 to 376 code for a protein of 121 amino acids. The record is from RefSeq and is a predicted model, not a curated record.
GCAACGAAACAUGUCUGAGAAAAACAUGGAGAAAGUUGAUCGCGCUACAAACAGUAAAAACAUGUCUCUGCCUAUGUCCAGGGUGCGGUUGAUUAUGAAGAGCUCACCUGAUGUGUCCUUUAUCAACCAGGACGCACUUUUCUUGACAACAAAAGCAACGGAGCUUUUUGUCCAGUACUUGACUGAGUCCUCAUAUAAAAAUGGGUCCGGUAAAGACACAAACACGCUUUCAUACAGUGAUCUGGCUCAUACAGCAGAGGAGACAGAAACAUUUCAGUUUCUUACUGAUAUCCUUCCAAAGAAAAUCUUGGCCAGAGAUUAUCUGAAGACAUUGGAGGAAAUGGAAAAAGAGGAUGAUGAUGACGACAACCAAUAAUGGUAGACUGUAGUAGAGAAAAUCAAUGUGAAGUUCUUGACCACAUCCUCACUUCUCUCAAAAGAAAUAUAAAGGAUAAAAUCAUAGGACAUUGUCUUAUAAAUUAAGACAUUUCACCCGAAGAGUUGUUCCUGCACCUCUGUUGUUUUAGAGAGGUAAUGUAUGUGUUUUACUCUUACUGUAGUCUGUAUGUUUUAUGUCUAUUAGCCACUGUUGAUUCACAACCAAACUACAGCGAGUGCCUGUUUGGAAACCAGGAUACAUGUAUGCUUCAUUAGUCUUUUCGAUGAGAAUACUUGAUACCAUGAUUUUUGUAAGUUUUUUUUUGCAUGUUAAAGGAAAAUUAUUCAUUCAACUGCAACAACCCAAACAUCGAUACAUAGAUACAAAUGCUUUAUCAUUUGAACCACUUGACCACCGAGGACAAAAAUAAAACUGAUUUAUAUCUGAAUCUAUGCAGUAAACAGGUGAAAUAUAACUAUGCCAGUAGUUCACUGAAAUGAAUGUGUUGUCCCCUACAGUGCAGGUAUCCAAUCAUAACAUGCAACCAUACUUGAGGUGCUGUUCUUCAGCCUGGUCUGCUUAAACUCAUCAGAUUUUGGUACACAACUGUUUUUGGAUAUUUUGGCUUUCCAUGCACUGCAAGUUGUGACUUAUUUUUAUUUGAGAGUUUGGACUGCAGCUGAAGAUUUUUGUAGUGUGCUGUAUAGUUUUUUAAUGUUUGAAAAGUUUUUGUAUUUGAAUAAAUGAAU